Aspergillus candidus is the source of this 2505-nucleotide messenger RNA. Its product is annotated as Mis12-Mtw1 family protein. Gene Ontology annotation, cellular component: MIS12/MIND type complex. Lineage: Eukaryota; Fungi; Ascomycota; Eurotiomycetes; Eurotiales; Aspergillaceae. Gene Ontology annotation, biological process: mitotic sister chromatid segregation; cell division. The record is from RefSeq and is a predicted model, not a curated record. Bases 578 to 2278 code for a protein of 566 amino acids. The transcript has 5 exons.
CCAUCAUCGUCUGCGCAAGACAGCGCUGCCACGUCUAGAGCAACACGACACGACACGCCCGCCCCGCGAUAUCUUCGAAUCGUUUCCUCGGCGUAUUACGAGGUGGAAAACGCGCGCCCACGCUAAUUCAAUCGACGAGAGAGGGGGGGGCCGCUGCCCGACCGACCGACCGAUAACAACACCGAUUCUGCUUCUUCUCCUUACCUACACCCGGCUGAAGAGAUUGGGUUCGAUUUGUUGCGCCGACGGAUAGGAAUUGUUGUUGAACGGAUUAUUGAGGAGGGGACCGCGACGCGCACUGGAUUGGAUUCGACAUCUUUGGUCUUCCUGUUGAGGUUGGACUGUUGUUGCGGUGUGUGAUUUUUACCCACCGGCAAAGACAAAGCGCGACGACAUACGCUCCUUUCAGCCAUAUUCUAUUUGUCGAUUGGGAGGAAUGGGAAUGGGAUUUGGACCUUUCCACACAACAAUCACAAUCACAAUCACCCGGUGAAAGAAACAGAGAAAGGAAGAACAAAACGGUCACCCGACUAAACUAAUCGCAACUUGGAUUGUGUCUUCCUUCGCCGGCCUUGACAUGACCGUCACUGUUCUGGCUACUUCGACGACCAAGACGAAGACGAAGCUUCGCGAUCCGCUGCUUGCGCUUGAGAUGGCCCCGACCCAGGCGCAGGCGCGUCAUGCCGCGCCUGGUAGGAAAACGACUCGGUCGGCUGCACGACGGAGUUUGACGAAUCAGGAGAAUGAGGCCCCUGCGGGGCCGCCUAAUGGUGUUGAGAAGAAGAAGAAGAGUGCGGGUGCGAAGAGGAGUGCUGAUGUGUUCGAUGAGGAUGUAGAAGGUUUCCAGUUUACGCGUGUUACGUCCAAGAGCAAAAAGUCUAAACCAUCGGAUAAUGCCAUCCCUGAGCUUGCUCCGCCACCAGAGAAACCCCCGCAGCCGUCGCCGCGGCGGGGUCGGCCGCCGAAGAAGAAGGUCGAGCAGAAGCCCGAAGCCACCACGGCAACGGAAUCACAACAGGAGCCCUCCAAGCCCAGGAGUACAAGGCAGACGCGAGGCGCAGCGAAGCCGACUGCCCCCGAGCCAGAGCCGGAGCCGGAACCUGUGAGCGGGACGCGCUCAUCUCGAAAACGCGACCACGCCGAACCAGUCCCGACAGAGAAAAAGAAACGGAAAGGGGGGCGGCCUAGCAAAUCUCACGUGGAGGAGCAGCGCAAUGGGUUUCAGUCGCCGGAGCCGCCGCAGUCGGGAACAGCGACGAUUGCAUUACCCAUGGCGGAUACCCCGGUGAUUCAACGCAACAAGGAGAUGCGGGGCGCUGGCAAGUCUGGAAAGGGCAAUCGGCGGAGUAGUCUGGGGAUGAGGGGGCGGAGAGCCAGUUCGCUGAUUGAGUCUGGCGCGUCGAAUGCGUUACCACACAGAGAGGUAGACACGGCGGAAUUCUUCAAGCACAUCGCCAGCGACGGAUUACCGGAGCCAAGACGGAUGCGGCAAUUACUGACGUGGUGUGCCACGCGCGCCCUGAGCGACAAACCUACAGGGUCUGGCGCCGAAGACGCGAGUGCUCGAUUAGCAGCGCGUGUGAUUCAAGAGGAAUUGCUCAAGGACUUUUCCCAGAAUUCGCAACUCUCCGACUGGUUCUCACGGGAAGAUGUCGCGCCGUCCGUGGUAGUGAAGAAGCCGAACCCGAAGAACACACAGAACAGCGAAAAGAUCAAGGAACUAGAAGAGCAAAUACAGAGGCUGCACCAAGAGAAACAGUCCCUAAACGCCUUACUACGACCGCCGACUAUCCCCCCAAUCCAACCUCCAGCCGCGCAACCAGAGGAGCCCACUGAAACCCCCACCACCAGCGAGCCUUCUGCAUCCUCGAUAGACACCUCCUUAUUAGACCCGUCCCAACGACAAAUAUACGACACAAUCAAACCCGCCCCCGCCCCUGCCACACACCCACCAGACAGCACCGACACCGACACGCCCGCCCCGCACACAGAAACCGCCAUCUCAGCGCGUCUCUCGCGCAUCACACACAGCCUAGCACCAACCCUCGACUCAUUCGCCGCCGGCAUACACGACAUCGACCUCUACCGCGCGACCUCAGACCGGGUAUCAACCCGGGUAUUACAAAUCUGCGCAGACCGUCUAGAAGAGCGCGACACGCGACACGCGCUCCGCCGCCUCGCGCUCGACAACGGCAGCGAGGAGGACACGAAGACGGUCCGGCCGCGGGAAGACCUGGGGUUAGUCCUCGGUGCGCUCAGUCGGAUCGAGCGGCGGUGAUCUCAUCCUUUUUUCUUCUUCUUCUUCCCCUUCUUCAUUAUUUUUGACCCUUUGUAUCUGGCUGGAAGGGUGGCCGGUGGGUAAAGGUCGUUUGUCUGUUAUUAGUUGUUUGUUUGUUGUUGUUGAUUUGAUUGGCGGCAUGCAGCGAGCAACGGAGUUGGGAUUGGGGAGUUUGGGGGAUGUUACUUAGCGUACUUAGGUAGAUAAUUGUAUGAUUGCUUGAUUGG